Molecule: messenger RNA, 1941 nt
Organism: Spirodela intermedia
Lineage: Eukaryota; Viridiplantae; Streptophyta; Magnoliopsida; Alismatales; Araceae
Source: the annotation of a GenBank genome assembly
AUGGCCGCCGCGGGCUACUGCUCAAGAGGAGGGAGGGGGAGCAGCCCCGCUCCUUUCUCCGGCCAGUUCAUCCGGAGAAUCUCUUUCUCUUCCCGUGGGCUGGGAGACCACCUGGGCGCCUGCGUCUCCGCGCUGCAGGCGUGCGCCUCCCUGCGGGAGGUCUCCAAGGGAGUCGCCAUCCACGCGUGCGCCGUCGUGAGGGGAUGGCUCGGGGAGUCUCCCUUUGUGGUCACCAGCCUCAUCAACUUCUACUCCAAGUGCGGCCGCCCCGGGGACGCUCUCGCCGUCUUCCGCCGGGCUGCCGGCGCCUCCAACGUCUUCCAGUGGAAUGCUGCCAUCGCGGGGAUGGCCGCCAACGGGCUUCCCCGCGAGGCCCUCAGCCUCUACCGCGAGAUGGAGGCGGCAGGGUUGGCGCCGGACAAGUUCACCUUCCCCUGCGCGAUCAUGGCCUGCGCGGACCUCUACAGGGAGGGCUGCUGUUCCCUCUCCCUGGUGGAGCUCAGGAGCCUCCACUGCCGGUUGACGAAGAUGGCGCUCCAGUCCGACGUCUUCGUGUCCAGCGCCCUGGUGAACGCCUACAUGAAGGUGGAUUCCAUGGAGUACGCCGCGAGGGUGUUCGAGGGAUUGCCCGACAGGGACGUGGUCCUCUGGAACUCCAUGGUCAACGGCCUCGCCCAGGGAAGUCGACUGGAGGACGCUCUGCGAUUCUUCCAGAGGAUGGCGGCGGAAGGGGUCGCGCCGAGCAAGUUCACCAUCACCGGAGUCGUCUCCGUGUUCUCCGCCAUGGGGGACCUCCGCGGCGGCGGAGGGAUGCACGGGCUGGUGGAGAAGUCGGGGCACGGUGCCGACGUCGCGGUCUGCAACUCGCUGAUCGACCUGUACGGGAAAUGCGGCGCCGUGGAAGAAGCGGGAAGGAUCUUCGGGGCGGUGCCGGAGAAGGAUCUCCUCUCCUGGAACUCGAUGAUAACCGCCCUUGUGCAAUCCGGCGACCACGGCGGCGCCCUGAGGCUGUUCGACCGCAUGCGGAGAGGCCCCGGUGAGCCGUCCCCGGACGCCGUCACGGCGUCGGCCGUCCUCCCGGCGUGCGCCCACACGGCGGCGCUGAUGCGCGGCCGCGAGGUCCACGGCUCCCUAGUUGUCGGCGGUCUGCGGCGGCGCGGGGACAUCUUCCUGGACAACGCCGUCAUGGACAUGUACGCCAAGUGCGGGAGCCUGGGGGACGCGAGGUCCCUCUUCGAGAGGAUGCCCUCCCGCGACGUCGCCUCCUGGAACAUCAUCAUCGGUGGGUACGCCGCCCACGGGCGGGGACCGGAGGCCCUGCGGUUCUUCUCCCGCAUGUGCCGCGAGGCGGCGGCGCCGUCCCCCGACGAGGUCACCUUCGUCGGCGUGCUCUCCGCGUGCAGCCACGGCGGGCUGGUGGCGGAGGGGAGGGAGCUCCUGCGGAGGAUGGGGACGGAGUUCGGCGUGCCCCCCGCCGUGGAGCACUACGCCUGCGCCGUGGACAUGCUCGGUCGCGCGGGGCUGCUGGCGGAGGCUCACGAGUUGGCCGCCAGCGUGCCGACGGGGCCCAGCCCGGUCGUAUGGAGAGCGUAUCUCGCCGCCUGCAGGCUGCACGGCGCCACCGACCGCGCGGCGGCGGCGGGGGGGGGGCUGCUGGAGAUGGAGCCGGAGCACUGCGGGAGCUACGUGCUCCUGUCGAACGCCUACGGCUCAGCGGGGAGGCACGGGGAGGUGUCAGCGAUCAGGAGCGCCAUGAGGGGCCGCUGCGUGAGGAAGACGCCCGGGUGCAGCUGGAUCGAGCUGGGCGCGGAGGUCCACGCCUUCGUCAUCGGCGACCGGAGCCACGAGGCGUCCGACAGCAUCUACGCCCUGCUGGAGGCGCUCGCCGGCCGCCUCCUGGAAUGCGGAUACCUCCCCGACGCGCACCCGCCGGGUGAGUGA